Molecule: messenger RNA, 4101 nt
Organism: Engraulis encrasicolus (European anchovy)
Lineage: Eukaryota; Metazoa; Chordata; Actinopteri; Clupeiformes; Engraulidae
Gene: pip4k2ab
Product: phosphatidylinositol-5-phosphate 4-kinase, type II, alpha b
Exons: 11
Coding region: 609-1946 (445 amino acids)
Biological process (GO): phosphatidylinositol phosphate biosynthetic process
Cellular component (GO): plasma membrane
Molecular function (GO): 1-phosphatidylinositol-4-phosphate 5-kinase activity; 1-phosphatidylinositol-5-phosphate 4-kinase activity
Source: RefSeq, a predicted model, not a curated record
CGGAGUAACCGGUCGUCGUGCAGUGUAGUGAAAUAAGCGCAGUUACCACCGUAAAGGUGAUACAUUUUUUUCUAGUUCUUGCUUGGUUGUCUAUCUGACUGUCGUUUGUGAGACGUGUACAUCCUUUGCAGAAUGCCUUUGUUUUCUGUUCCCUCACGCACUGCUUAUUUGAUACUGCAGUGAUACCCAUUCUGCUUGCCGAAAUCAAUUUCAGAAGAUGGGACGAAGAUGUGCUAGCUGCAUAGAUUGCUAACGAACGAUAACCUUCAAGCUGGCGUCAAUGACGGCUUAUAUUGUCAUACGUUAGCUAAUAUACAUUAUUCUAUUAUUUUGUAUUUCAUAACGCGAAAGGCAUUGCGGCCAGCCAUUCAAGUGGGACACUUUUAAGUCACCUGCAUUUGGAUAUGCGUCUACACAUUUGAAGAGGAAUGCAUGGACCUGAAGAAAUAAAGCACGGGGCGACAUAUCACGCAUUAUAUAGGACUCUUUAUUUGAUGUAUUGCAACCUGGAGUGUCACAGUUAGCCAACAUAGCUAACAUUAAUUCACAAGAUUCAUCAAAAUUCUGCAGUAAAUUCGUUCUUCAACAAUUCAACAGCUGAACCAAACAUGGCUUCUGCUGCCAGCAACCUCGCCGCUGCAAUUGCCAGUAAAACUAAGACGAAGAAGAAACAUUUCGUGGCUCAGAAAGUGAAAUUAUUUCGCGCCAGUGACCCACUCCUCAGCGUGCUAAUGUGGGGUGUCAACCAUUCGAUAAAUGAGCUCAGCCACAUCCAGAUCCCCGUCAUGCUGAUGCCUGAUGACUUCAAAGCCAACUCGAAGAUCAAGGUGGACAACCACCUCUUCAACAAGGAAAAUAUGCCAAGCCAUUUUAAAUUCAAGGAGUAUUGUCCCCUUGUUUUCCGCAAUCUCAGGGAGAGAUUCUCAAUCGACGACCAAGAGUAUCAGAACUCCAUAACUCGGAGUGCUCCCAUCCUCAGCGACGCUCAGGGCCGCAGCGGCGCUCGCUUCCACACGUCCUACGACAAGAGGUACGUCAUCAAGAUCAUCACCAGCGAAGACGUGGCAGAGAUGCACAACAUCCUCAAGAAGUACCACCAGUACAUUGUGGAGUGCCAUGGCAACACUCUGCUCCCGCAGUUCCUGGGCAUGUACCGCCUCACAGUGGACGGUGAUGAGACAUACAUGAUCGUGACCCGCAACGUCUUCAGCCACCGCCUAGCUGUGUACAAAAAAUAUGACCUUAAGGGUUCUACUGUGUCCAGAGAGGCUAGUGACAAGGAAAAGCAACCACGUCUAGCCGAGGAGGGCGCGCCCGCACCAACAAAGUCGCGCAUGAGCCAAAAGCUGCAAACCAUCCGGAUCGCCACGCGGUUUUACUGUGCCAUCAAACACACAAAAGAGCUCCCUACAUACAAAGACAAUGACUUCAUCAACGACGGGCAGAAGAUCCACAUUGGUGAGGAGAGCAAAAAGGUGUUCCUGGAGAAGUUGAAGAAUGAUGUUGAGUUCCUGUCGCAGCUCAAACUAAUGGACUACAGCCUAUUGGUGGGCAUCCAUGAUGUGGAGCGAGGGGAGCAGGAGCAGCCGGAAGAGGAGAGCGAGGACAACGACGCCGGGGAGGAGGAAGGGGCGGAGAGCGACGGGGGAGCCACGGGCACCCCUCCCGACAGCCCCAGCAACACCCUGGACAGCAACAAGCCCCUGGGGCCCGGCGAGUUCGACCCCACCAUAGACGUCUACGCCCUCCGCAGUCACUACACUGCUCCUAAGCGAGAGGUCUACUUUAUGGGGGUGAUUGAUAUCCUCACGCCGUACGACGCAAAGAAGAAAGCAGCUCAUGCGGCCAAAACAGUGAAGCAUGGAUCUGGUGCAGAAAUAUCCACAGUCAACCCUGAGCAAUAUUCCAAGAGGUUCUACGAUUUCAUCACCACCAUCAUUCCCUAACCUGGUCAGAUGUGGAACUGUGAGUGGUGCUUACCCACCCAGGUCAGGGAGACGGACACCUGAGACUGGGCACAGAGGCAGCGCCUCAGGGGGGGAGAGGAACCGGCAGACACUCAUCAUCCUGGGCUCUCGGUCCAGGGCAGUUUACACCCUCCCCCUGUGUUCUUAUUAAUUAUUAUUAUUAUGAUUAUUAUGAUUAUGAUUAUUAUUAUUAUCAAUACAAACUGUAAGGGUGGAAAGAUGUAAUGUAGUUAUGUGUCCAAAAAAUAUAUACCUGUAUGUUAGAUAUUGUUGAGUGGGAAGUUGAGUGAUGUUCUUGUGCUGAGUUUUACUGUGUUAUCCACCCCCUGGCAUUGUCAAAGCUGCUUUAUAUUAUGUUCUGUUUGUUUUCUAAAAAAAAAAAAAACUGUUGCUGAGAGGUAUGACUAAAUGAGCAAGCAUGUUGCUGUUUGCCUGUUGAACUGAUAUUGCUAAGUGAUAUUCAUUUCUUAAUUUUGUUACUUUACUAUAGUUUUUAUCUUGGGUUGAUAACUAGGGAAGGAAGGAAUAUAAGGGAAGAGAUGUACAUUUUCAGAUUUAAACUCCUUUUUUUGAAGGAGGGCUUACCAUAUGUGCACUUUUAGAGCGCACUGACGCAGCCACUGGAAAUGGACUCCAAAAAUGACAAUUUUAUACUUUGCACUUACACUAAUGCACCAAAAUGUUUAUGCAAAUAAAGCUGGUUGCAGAAAAACACUAAGAUGCAAUAGUAGUAGUACUGUAUUGAGUGUGUUAGUUUGUAGAGCAUUGUAGACAACAUCCAGCAUUGGCAUAAAAUCACUAUAGUGUAGUCCAGAGAGCUGAACAGAAAUAUGGCCCUUUGCAUUGCUGUUUUUUUGUUUGUUUGCUUGUUUUGUGUUAUAGAGCAUAUAAUAUAUAUUUUUACAUUUGUUUAUUUCAGUAUAAUAAGAUGUGUUUGUUAGUGUGCCAUUCUCUUGAAGGGAAUGAAGUUGUAACUGAAACUGUAACACUUUAUGAAACAUUACAGCACUUCAGACAAUGAGAGAAAGUUGCCUAAAACAGCUGGACUCCUCCACGCUUCUCUCUACCGGUACUUAGCUGUAAUUUAUUGUAGUCUUGGCAUAGUAUUAAGUGCAGUCUGUGGAUGUAUUUGUUUUCCUCUGCAUUUUCAUUUGCAAUUCUAAGCAAUCCUAACCAUGCUAGGUAAUGUUAUAAAAUAUUUACACUGUGCGAGGGGUGUGCCUUUUUUACUAUGAAUUGUUUAAUUUUGUAUUUCUUUUUUUUAACGAAAGAUUGAAUAUGUUAUUUUCUAAAAAUGGAUCAUAUAUAUAUCGAAAGAAUAUUGAGGUUGCCCAGCUGUUCUUGUGUAGGUUUAUAGUGUAUGUUAACUUUGUGAUUUAUCACUGAAUGUUACUCCUUAAGCUAAACAACCCAACAAACCUUGAACAUGUUGACUUAACUUGUUGUGGGUUUAUUGCCCAAUACUAGUCUGAUUUAUCAGUGUAUACCUGUUUUGCUGCUUCUGUUGGCUGUUUGAAAUGAGGUUUUUUGAGUCACAAUAACUUGGAGUUCAACAGCUCAACAGUGUAGCGCUUGCACUACCACAGGAAGCAUUAUUUAUGACAUUAAUGUGUGAGCGUAUAAAAAGAGAACUUUAAGCCAUGCAAGGCAUAGGAUUUGAAAGGAGGUCAAUGUAUAAAAAGUGAUCCUUUUUAUCCGAAUUUGACUUUACAACUUCAGCUUUAGAAGAUAACACUUAAGAAGUUCAAAGCUUUUUCUAAGCAGAUUCGUCUCCCUGAGAUUUUUCAACGAUUGACUUUGUAACUACAUUAUUGCAAAUUUAUAAGAGGAAAAAGUAACUGUACAUUCACAUUGAAUAUUAAAUACUGUUGAGUAUAAACAUCAAAAGCCCCUUUCCCCCUGCCCACCCAUGGUGAUAGCAAAAUGUGGCUUUGAGCUGAAGAGGAGCAUGUUUCAUGAUAAUGAGGUGCUGUCCAUCAUCAAUCUGGUGACGGGUAGUAAAUUGUAAUCCAUUGUUGUCUAUGCGUCAUAGUCGUUGUGAAUUCAGUCGUGGGAGCCAGUGUCAAUCUCAUGUUUGUGUGCUGUAAUGCACCCUCUUCUCACAACACUCCUCAAUAAAUCUAAACAUUGCUCU